CCGAGCCACAUCACUGCUCUCACCUAAACCUGCCCUUUCCUACUUCCUUCCGCGUCGCAACUCUCAACCCCAACUCCGUUUCAUUAUAAACACUCACAAACCCUUAAACAAAUCAUUUUCCCGUUUCAAUCAUUACAUCUCCUUGCAGGGUAAUAUAUUUCAUCAAUUCUUUGUAAUCAUCUGCAAAACCAACUCUGAAACGAGGGAGGAAUCUAAACAUGGUAGAAACAAGGCGCACCUCAUCUUCUUCGAAACGCACACUCUCAUCACCAUGUUCUUCUCCGCGCUCUACAGGCAAAAGAUCUAAGGCUGCGGAAGGGGCAUCGUCGUCUACUACAAGCUUACUUGAAGAGCCAAUUGAUGCAGUGGCGAAGGAAUCAGGCGUGUGUGAGUCUCAAGAACAGGAGGUCCGGUCGGCUGAUCCGACUAAGAAAGAGAUCGAUGCAUGUGGUGACGUUGUGCUUACUAAUAUUCUAGAUGAAAAGUCUCCAGUUAUGCAAGUGGAUGGCGAACCGUUGGUGUCACCUAUGUCUUUAGGGGAUUCUGUGAUCGACUCAGAGAUGACUGAGACCAAUGGUGGUUCAACGGUGUUAAAUCGCUCCAAGAAAAGACAGUCAAAACCUAAUGUUGGGGUUGCAUGGGGGAAGCUUCUUUCCCAAUCCUCUAAGAUUCCUCAUAUUGUUAUGGAUCGUUCUCUAUUCACUGUUGGUCAAGGCCGCCAAUGUGACUUAUGCAUUGGUGAUCAAUCCAUCAGUAAAUCAUUGUGUAGCCUUCGACACAUAGAGUCAGAGCGAGGAGGUUCGUCCAUUACUUUACUUGAAAUCACGGGUGACAAAGGCGCUGUCAAAGUCAAUGGCAAAAUUUAUCCUAAAAAGUCAACUGUUCCACUUAAAGCAGGAGAUGAGGUGAUCUUCAGUUCAUCAGGAAGGCAUGCUUAUAUAUUUCAGAAGCAAUUGAAUGAUGCUAUGCCUGCAAGUGUGACACCUUCACUGAGUAUUCUAGAAGCACAUAACAGUUCACUUAAGGGACUGCAGCUUGAGGAAAGAUCUAGAGACCCAUCUGAUGUUGCAGGAGCAUCAGUAUUAGCAUCUUUGUCAAGCAUCCAGAAAGAGUUAUCACUUCUCCCGCCACUUGGCAAGGGUUUGCAAUCUGGAAUGCCACCUGUACCAUCUCCAGAUGGGAGAGGUAGUGAAUUUAGUGAGAAAGCUGUUGUACAUGAUCCGGUUGAUGCAGAAGUGGGAAAGGUCCCUGAGGCAGGUCAUGAAUUAAGGCCAUUACUGAGGAUGCUUGCAGGAUCAUCGGCUCGUGAGAUUGAAAUUUCAAAAUUUGUUGAUGCGCAAAGGGAAAUCAGACAACUUUUUAAGGAUAUUGAUAUUCCAAUCUCGUUAUCAGCACGUCGUCGAGCCUAUAAGGACAGAUUAAAAAAACAUAUUCUUGAUCCUAAUACGAUUGAGGUUUCGUUUGACAAUUUUCCGUAUUACUUAAGUGAAACCACAAAAAGUGUGUUGAUUGCUUCAACAUAUAUACAUUUGAAGUGUAAUCAGUUUGUGAAGUACACCUCAAAUUUACCUACCGUAUGCCCCAGAAUACUAUUAUCUGGCCCAACUGGUUCAGAAAUAUACCAAGAAACAUUAACAAAGGCUCUUGCCAAACAUUUUGGUGCCCGAUUGCUCGUAGUUGAAUCUCUUUCAUUACCUGGUGGAUUAUCAGCAGCUAAGGAAACUGACACGCCGCUGAAAGAGAGCACAAGGGCAGAAAGGGCAAGUUUUUUCACAAAAAGAGUUUCACGUGCAGGUGUUAUACAUUCUAAAAAACCAACAUCAAGUGUUGAAGGUGAUAUAGUAGGUGGAUCCUUUACAGGUUCUCUUGCUCUGCCAAAGCAAGAGGCAUCCACCGCAACAUCAAAAAAUUACACUUUUAAAGAAGGUGAUAGAGUUAAAUAUGUGGGUCCCUUGUCAUCUGGAUUUUCUCCUCUACAAGCUCCCGUGAGGGGUCCUGCAUAUGGUUAUAAGGGAAAAGUGCUUCUUGCAUUUGUUGAAAAUGGGCAUUCCAAGAUUGGUGUUAGAUUUGAUAAAAAAAUUCCAGAAGGCAAUGAUCUUGGAGGCAUUUGUGAAGAAGAUCAUGGUUUUUUCUGUGCUGCUGAAUUUCUUCGCCUUGAUUCUUCGAGCUCAGAUGACAUUGAGAAGCUUGCAAUUAGUGAACUUAUUGAGGUUGCUAUAAAAGAAAGUAGAAUCAAUCCAUUGGUAAUAUUUGUAAAAGAUAUAGAAAAGUCAAUGCUUGGAAACCCUGAUGCCUAUGCUUCUUUUAAAAGUAAGCUUGAGAAAUUGCCUGGGAAUGUGGUUGUCAUUGCUUCACAUGCUCAAAUGGACAACCUGAAAGAGAAAACUCAUUCUGGUGGAUUAGUGUUUACAAAAUUUGGGAACAAUCAGACUACAUUACUUGACCUGGCUUUCCCGGAUAGUUUUGGUAGACUAAAUGAUAAAAGCAAAGAAAGCCCAAAAGCCUUGAAGCAAGUCACUCGUCUUUUUCCGAACAAAGUCACCAUACAGACGCCUCAGGAUGAAACAUUACUUUCAGACUGGAAGCAACAGUUAGACCGAGAUACAGAGACCUUGAAAUCACAGUCAAACAUUAUCAGCAUUCAAACAGUUUUGAAUCGAGUAGGUCUUGGUUGCUCAGAUCUUGAAGCAACCUGCAUAAAAGAUCAAGCCUUGACAAAUGAAAAUGCUGAAAAGGUUGUUGGAUGGGCGCUUAGUCAUCACUUUAUGACAAGUUCUAAAUCUUUUGCUAAAGACACCAAAGUCGUGAUUUCUAGUGAAAGCAUCAAGUAUGGGCUCGACAUAUUGCAAGGUACUCUUAAUGAGAGUAAAAGUUCAAAGAAGACACUAAAGGAUGUGGCUACUGAAAAUGAAUUUGAGAAGAGACUCCUAUCUGAAGUUAUUCCUCCAAAUGAUAUUGGUGUUAGUUUUGAUGAUAUUGGAGCUUUAGAAACAGUGAAGGAUACUUUAAAAGAAUUGGUGAUGCUACCUCUCCAAAGGCCUGAAUUAUUUUGUAAAGGACAAUUAACAAAGCCUUGCAAAGGAAUUUUGCUUUUUGGGCCACCUGGCACUGGUAAAACAAUGCUAGCAAAAGCUAUUGCAACUGAGGCAGGUGCAAAUUUUAUCAACAUAUCAAUGUCAAGCAUUUCUUCAAAGUGGUUUGGUGAAGGGGAGAAGUAUGUGAAAGCGGUUUUCAGUCUUGCGAGUAAAAUAGCUCCCAGUAUUGUGUUUGUGGAUGAGGUGGACAGCAUGUUGGGUAGAAGGGAAAAUCCAGGUGAACAUGAAGCAAUGCGGAAAAUGAAAAAUGAGUUUAUGGUGAAUUGGGAUGGAUUGCGCACAAAGGACAGAGAGCGUGUACUUGUACUUGGUGCCACCAACAGGCCUUUUGAUCUUGAUGAGGCUGUAAUUAGGAGACUACCUAGGAGGUUGAUGGUGAAUUUACCGGAUGCCGCAAACAGAGAGAAGAUUCUAAGAGUGAUUUUGGCAAAAGAGGAAUUGGGACCAGAUAUUGAUCUUCAAGCCGUGGCAAAUAUGACAGAUGGCUACUCGGGGAGUGAUUUGAAGAAUCUUUGUGUGGCAGCUGCACAUUAUCCAAUAAGAGAAAUUUUGGAAAAGGAAAAGAAGGAGAAGGCUGCGGCAUUGGCAGAAAACAGAGUGUUACCUCCUUUGCAUAGCAGUGCAGAUGUUCGGCCUAUAAAUUUGGAUGAUUUUAAAAGUGCCCAUCAACAGGUAUGUGCAAGUGUAUCCUCGGAGUCGGCAAAUAUGAAUGAGCUGCUACAAUGGAACGAACUGUAUGGAGAAGGUGGAUCCAGGAAGAAGAAACUCCUCAGCUAUUUCAUGUGAAGUCAACCAAACCGAGUGUAUAGCAACAGAAUCGUCUUUACUUUGUUUGACCAAGAG
Molecule: messenger RNA, 3938 nt
Organism: Lactuca virosa
Lineage: Eukaryota; Viridiplantae; Streptophyta; Magnoliopsida; Asterales; Asteraceae
Source: the annotation of a GenBank genome assembly